Messenger RNA from Monoraphidium neglectum, 178 nucleotides. RefSeq lists its product as hypothetical. Lineage: Eukaryota; Viridiplantae; Chlorophyta; Chlorophyceae; Sphaeropleales; Selenastraceae. The record is from RefSeq and is a predicted model, not a curated record. The annotation marks the transcript as partial. The transcript has a single exon.
GGAGGCGCGCCGAGUGCCGCGUGUGCUGACUCGGGGCAAGCCGGAGGCGUGCGAAGCACGCGGAGAGGCGCGCGAGUGCAGGGCGGUGCGGCGCGGCGCAGGAGGAGGCCAGCCGCACCCCCGCCCGCCGCCGCCGCUUCCAGGAGUUGCGCGCGUUGGUCAGCGGGACUUUGACUGA